This is a messenger RNA of Pelodiscus sinensis (Chinese soft-shelled turtle), 2552 nucleotides long. RefSeq names its product TRAF interacting protein with forkhead associated domain (gene TIFA). Gene Ontology annotation, molecular function: protein binding. The record is from RefSeq and is a predicted model, not a curated record. Lineage: Eukaryota; Metazoa; Chordata; Testudines; Trionychidae. Gene Ontology annotation, biological process: positive regulation of canonical NF-kappaB signal transduction.
CCCCGCACUAAAAAGCUCCGGCGCUUACGCCGAGCCCAGAGAGGAGAAAGCUCAAGGCGCGGGACAGGCUCCUUGAGCGCCUCCUGCCGCCCCGAUCCGCGCUUGGCUCUCGCCCCGCGGCUGGCUGGAUGCCUUGGAGAGGCUUUACUGCUGGUUUUCAUCCUCUGGGAUAAGCUUUGCUGGACAGGAAACAGGAACAGCUAGCUUUUCUGAUCCAUUGAUAGCAGUGCUCUGUGAUACACCAGGAGUACUGAGAAGGAUCACCAUCAUGACCUCCUUGGAAGAGCUGGAAACUGAAGAGACAGUGACUUGUCUCCAUAUAACUUUGUACCAUCCUCGCCAAGAAGAAAAGCAGAUAUUUCGCAACUUAAACUUCCUCAAGCGAGAGCAGCUCAGGGCAGAUGAGGUGGCAAAGUUUGGCCGAGAUACUAACAUCUGCCAUUACAAUUUAAUGGAUUCCCGUGUUUCCCGGGUUCAAUUUGCCCUGCAGUUUUUCAGGCAACUCAACAACUCAGAACUUGGUUUUGAGAUAAAGAACAUGAGCAAGAGGAGCAAGCUUAUUGUAGACAAUCUGGAACUGGACUACUUAAACAAAGUUGACCUGCCUCAUAAAUGCCUCAUUCGCUUUGGAGACUACCAACUCUUAAUACAAAGACAAGAGGGGGAAUCAGUAGAUUAUUUUGAGACUCGCUUUGAGUUGGCCCAAGAUUCACUUUUGCAAGAGAGACAUCUGCCUUUAAUGCAGCCCAUACCCGAGUCUGGCAUUUCUCCUUCACUCAAUUCCCAAGGAGUAAAGCCAAUAGAAAUUGAUGAAAAUGAUGUAUGAUAGCGGGGAGAAGGUUGUUAAGCAUCCAAUACCUAAUCCGAAUUUUAGAGGACCAAAUCUUAUUUCCUCAGCCCACUGCAUUUGUCUGGCUUUCCAUAGUUGCCACUGCUGUGUUAUGUAUUCUUCUCUUCUUAAGUACUCUCUCUGUUCAAAAAUAUCGGAAAGUAUUCAUUUACAGUGUCGUUAAAUAAAGAUGCUGCAGAUCUAAUGUCCAUUCUGUCUCCUCCCUCCACUGUCUGUUGGAAACCCCAGUCAGAGUUAGUGAGUCUUUGCAGGGGCAUAAAGAUCCAAUUGCAGGACUGGGGCUAAAGGGUCCUAAGGUCUUUCAGGCAGGAUGUAUCUGCCCUAUAAUGCCCCUAUUUGGCCAGAUGUUCUGUAGAUGUUCCUUGCUUCACUUUCUGCAAGUGGGCUAUCAGAAAAUUAAAUGAGACUUUAGGGAAUAGCAUCCCUCUGAGGGGUCUAGUUUAUCAACCAGAUGGCCAAUGAAAAAGCAUUCAAACCUUCACCCCACUGUAUUACCUGGAUGAUAGUAGGGAUGUUAACCAUGUACACAGAUACACUUUAACUGAUGAGUCCACCCUCAAUUACAUACUGCUUCCCCUCCUACUCUGUGCGUGUAACGGUUGAAAUUUUCAGCAGUUAGUUACAUGUUUACUUUACCGCAUUUUAACAUCCCUAAGAGAUAGUUGUAAUUUAUCCAUCCUGCCAAUCCAUCCCGCCAGUCUUCUCCAGCAGUUCUCUUCAUUCAGGCUUCUUGCCACUAUCUGCAAAGCAUCCUUUGCCCAGAGUAAGAUCUGUCAGCUGCAGCACUUCUCUGUAGCAACAGGUAGUUUGACAAUAUUCCCUGUGUCUGAGUACACCUAGACUCCUGGCAAUGGUAAGCUCUCCUCAGAAGCUUCCUGUUUUUAGGAACCCCCUUCUAAACUUCUUGUUCUGGUGAACCUCUGGUCUGUGGAAACCUCCUCAGCUGAGGGUUUGAUAACCCUUUGUCAGGCUCAUUAGCUGUCAACUAUGCACAUGAAGGUUUCAUUACCUCUAGGUGCAUUGGAGUUGAUUUGUUUUACCUUUCAGGUGUUUGUCACAGGUUGGCUGAUCUCUGACUCUCCUGAUACUAAUAUUGAGUCGUCCCCCCACUAAUAUUGAGUCUCUUUUUUUAAUUUUUAUUUAAUUAUCUCUCUAAAAUACAAUGAAAAGUUUUGGUUUUAUAAAUAAACCACACAUAGCCAGGAUUAAUAUACAAACUUGUUAUAUGGUAGUGAUAGAAAUGUAGCCGUGUUAGUCUGGUGUAGCUAAAACAAAAUACAGGACUAUGUAGAACUUUAAAGACUAACAAGAUGGUUUAUUAGAUGAUGGUUUAUAAGCUCAUCAUCUAAUAAACCAUCUUGUUAGUCUUUAAAGUGCUACAUAGUCCUGUAUUUUGUUAUAUGGUGUGAUUUAUUUUGGUGCAGAAGUGCAAUCUGUAUUCAGAGUGAGAUCCAUUUUCAACCUUAACUUCGCUGUUAGGGUUGAAAAUGAAACACGGAAAGUUUUUUAAUCCUACUUUGUGAAAGUGGAGCUAUUUUGUUGGUAUAUUUAGCAUAAAAAACAUUAUUUUUCUUCUAAUCUUAAUGUGAACAGAAUACAUUGUAAUAAAAUGUUAUAUAUUCAGAGAUGUGAGUGUAAAUAAAAUAAUGUGAAUUUGCAGUUCAUGUUUUAUUAAAAAUGCUUGCACACCUUAUAUUAUUUU